CAUCAAUUCAUGCAUCAAACACAAUAUAUAAACAACAUGAUGCUAGAGUUGAGUUGGUCCAGCAUUAUUUGUCUCAAACUAGAAUCACCAAAAAAGAAACCAUGAAGAGCAACAACAAUAGCACUAGUAGCAGGGUCUCUGUUGUCAUAAAGCCUCUGUUCUCUGUCUUGAGCUCCUUAGCCAAAGGCAAAUGGGGCACCAUCAAAACCAAAACCGAAACACUUAAAGCCAAGCUGGUCAUUUUCUCCUUAUUAAAGCCUAAACAUCUCCCUGCUCUUGGCGCCAUCUCCCACAAGAUCCAUGCACUAGUAGCCGGCAGUGGCGCCUCUGAUCAGCAGCAUCCUGAUCGCGAUGAUCAAGUCCUCGACGAGGUUCAGCAGCAGCAAAUGGUGGAGUACUACUACAACAACUACUACAUUGAUGACCAUGAGGAGGAUGACAAUAAGUACCCUGAUUUAAGGCAUUGUUUUUUCGAUGAGGAGGAGGAUGAUGGGGAUGACCCCAAUGCAUCCGCAAUUGAUCAAGUGAGAAACUCUAAACAAGAGGAAGGGCAUGAUUUUAGUCUUGAGGAUGAGAUUGAUCAGGUUGCAGAUUUGUUUAUAAAUAAGUUUCAUAAGAGGAUGCGGAUCCAGAAGCUGGCGUCGUUUAAGAGGUAUCAAGCAAUGCUGUCGAGAAGCACGUGAAUUAGUACUUGUGUUGAGGAUUAUAUGAAAUAUGUGUGCAAUCUGCAGCAUAUGUAGCUGAUGGCCUAGAAAACAAAGUCUUGUUUGUUCAUUAGUUUCUCUUUUGUGUUCAUCAUUGUUUUGUAUUCAUAUGUAUUCUUACAAGAAC
This is a messenger RNA of Daucus carota subsp. sativus, 831 nucleotides long. RefSeq lists its product as uncharacterized. The transcript has a single exon. The record is from RefSeq and is a predicted model, not a curated record. The coding region runs from base 102 to 683 and encodes 193 amino acids. NCBI's taxonomy places the organism in Eukaryota, Viridiplantae, Streptophyta, Magnoliopsida, Apiales, Apiaceae.